Molecule: messenger RNA, 1017 nt
Organism: Brenthis ino (lesser marbled fritillary)
Lineage: Eukaryota; Metazoa; Arthropoda; Insecta; Lepidoptera; Nymphalidae
Source: the annotation of a GenBank genome assembly
AUGUCCAAGUGGCAAUCGGAGAGAAGUAUUCACGAAAUGUUGAAAGAUACUCCGCCACUACGCGAAUCCAGCGACUCGAUAACUUCGGGUACAGAAGCAAAGUUUCCUACAUCACGUUCCAUGCCAUUUCCACCGGCUUAUGCACCACCAGAUGUAUCACAAAAUGGAGCUGCAGGCAACAGCACUCUCCUGCGUGCAGGAUCUACCAAGCUGGAGUCCAUUAAGAAUUGGAGUGUCUCUACUUAUAAAUGUACUAAACAGAUAUUAUAUGAGAAACUGGGAAAAAGUUCACGAACUGUUGAUACUGAGCUGGAAGCACAGAUCGAGAUGCUGCGCGAGACGCAGCGCAAGUACCUGGGCGUGCUGCGGCUGAGCGGCGCGCUGACGGCGCAGCUGGCGGCGGCGGCCGGCACGCAGCGCGCGCUGGGCGAGGCCUUCGCCGAGCUCGCGCAAAAGUCCCCCGAACUGCAGAACCAGUUCCUCUACAACGCGGACACGCAGCGCUCGCUGACGCGCAACGGCGAGACGCUCCUGGCGGCUCUGCACUUCUUCAACAACGCUCUGAACACGCUCACCAACAAGACCAUGGAGGACACGCUGCUGACCAUCCGGCAGUACGAGGCGGCGCGCGUGGAGUACGACGCCUACCGCGGCGAGCUGGAGGCGAGCGGCGGCAACCCGCCCGAGCUGCUGCUGGCCAGCAUCGAGCGCCACCGCCGCCACUACGAGCGCCUGCGCGACGACUCCGCCGUCAAGCUCAAGCUGCUGCACGAGAACAGGGUGAAAGUGAUGAACAAGCAACUACUGUUGUUCCACAACGCUGUGUCUGCGUACUUCAGCGGUAACAACGUGGCGCUGGAGGCAGCUGUGCGCCACUUCAGCGUGCCCGGCGCCCCUUCGCACAGCCAACACCCUCAACACCCUCCCGCGCUCGCCCCUCCACACCCCCCUACGCUGGCCCCCCCGCACGCCCCCCACCCCACGCUUGCCAGUCCCUCCACCAGCCCCCCGCGAACA